This is a messenger RNA of Molossus molossus (Pallas's mastiff bat), 1495 nucleotides long. RefSeq names its product peripherin 2 (gene PRPH2). Bases 276 to 1316 code for a protein of 346 amino acids. The record is from RefSeq and is a predicted model, not a curated record. The transcript has 3 exons. Gene Ontology annotation, biological process: visual perception. Gene Ontology annotation, cellular component: membrane. Lineage: Eukaryota; Metazoa; Chordata; Mammalia; Chiroptera; Molossidae.
CCCACUUCUAAUCUGCAGCGUUCAGGCUGUCCCUUCUUGGCUGGGAAGGGAGCUGCAGAAACGACACUGAGGACUGGCCCCUUCGAGAGCUGUGCCUACUGAGCUAACGGGGGUCUCAGGCUAGGGGGCGUCAACAUGGGCCACCCCCAGAGCAGCUCCCUGCAGCUUGGAUUGUCUGCACCCUUUCCGAGGCCCUGAGUCGUCAGGCCCCGGGCUCAUCAAGGUCCCGAGUGGGAGCCGCGCUGUGGGAGGCUGCCCAGACCGCACCUGCAAACAUGGCGCUGCUGAAAAUCAAGUUUGACCAGAAGAAGCGGGUCAAGUUGGCCCAAGGGCUCUGGCUCAUGAACUGGCUCUGCGUGUUGGCUGGCAUCGUCACCUUCAGCCUAGGGCUGUUCCUGAAGAUCGAACUCCGGAAGAGGAGCGACGUGAUGGACAGUUCAGAGAGCCACUUUGUGCCCAACUCCUUGAUAGGGAUGGGAGUGCUGUCCUGUGUCAUCAACUCUCUGGCUGGCAAGAUCUGUUAUGAUGCCCUGGACCCUGCCAAGUAUGCCAAGUGGAAGCCCUGGGUGAAGCCAUACCUGGCCGCCUGCGUCCUCGUCAACGCUGUCCUCUUCCUGGUGGCCCUCGGCUGCUUCCUCCUGCGGGGCUCCCUGGAGAGCACCCUGGCGCACGGGCUCAAGAGCGGCAUGAAGUACUACCGGGACACAGACACGCCCGGCAGGUGCUUCAUGAAGAAGACCAUCGACAUGCUGCAGAUCGAGUUCAAGUGCUGCGGCAACAACGGCUUUCGGGACUGGUUUGAGAUUCAGUGGAUCAGUAACCGCUACCUGGACUUCUCCUCCAAAGAAGUCAAAGAUCGCAUCAAGAGCAACGUGGAUGGGCGGUACCUGGUGGAUGGCGUCCCCUUCAGCUGCUGCAACCCCAGCUCUCCGCGGCCCUGCAUCCAGUACCAGCUCACCAACAACUCGGCACACUACAGCUACGACCACCAGACGGAGGAGCUCAACCUGUGGGUGCGAGGCUGCAGGGCUGCCCUGCUGAGCUACUACAGCAGCCUCAUGAACUCCAUGGGUGCUGUCACGCUCCUCGUCUGGCUCCUUGAAGUGACCGUCACGAUUGGCCUGCGCUACCUACACACUGCACUGGAGAGCGUGUCCGACCCCGAAGAAGCAGAGGGCGAGAGUGAGGGCUGGCUGCUGGAGAAGAGCGUGCCGGAGACCUGGAAGGCCUUUCUGGAGAGCGUGAAAACGCUGGGCAAGAGCAACCAGGUGGAAGCCGAAGGCGCAGACACAGGCCAGGCCCCCGAGGCUGGCUGAGGGCCCCAGGUCCUCUCCCUCCCCAGCACUGAGUAGUGGACUCCAAGAAAUGCGGAUACCCCUCCUUGGCCAAUCUGAGUCUCCCAAGGAGGGUGGCCAUUUCACAGAGACUCUCCUUGAUGGUGGGAUUGAAAGUUUAGGGUUCCUGAAAGCAUUUGGCAAACAUUUGUUGACGGACU